AGGCUGUGCUCUGAUGACACAUGAAAGUCACCGGUAAAACAUUACAUCACAUUACAUCAGAGUACAGCACAACCGAGACUGAAACAUGUGUUAAACAUGCUUAAGGUAUAUUAUAAAUGAUAUGCGUUUACGGAUACCAGUGUUUAUUAAAACGGUAGUACUUCGUAGCAUCGUUAGCAUCGUUACCUAGUAACAGCUACUAGCAUCGUUACCUAGUAACAGGGAUCAACGGUUAGCUCUAACGUUCUCUCAAAGUUACCGGCAGCUCUGUCACAGUCUGGUUCUUUGAGCCGGUUUUUCCGCCUUCCUCGUCGCUUUAAACAGUUUACCUACAAUGGCGAGAGGUCUGGGUCGAAUAUACCAGGUCUUUCAACGCCUUGGCUCACUCUCAUCUACACAGACUCAUCUCAACGUCUCAAGAUCUACCAACGUCUCAGCCAGGACCGCCGUGACGCUGUCAUCGCUCUUUUCCUUCAAGUCCCGGGACUUCAGCCUGCCUAACUCCUCAUGGGGCUCAGAAAUGAUGGGUUUGUACGAGCAUUAUUACAGCCAGUGUGAGGUGGAGACGGAGGGAGGAAAGAUACAGGAGGGGCCGUGGCAGAGACUGCCGAGCUAUAAUCGCCUCCUCAAGUAUGUUACAGGUGGAGUGUAUCUUAGUAAGAUAAUCCAGUCAAAAGCACGCCUUUUUACCCGGAACAUCAGAGACCCAGGGGGAGCAUUUGAAUAUGCUACAUUUUUUAACAGCGAGGAGCAGAAGUGUGUGUGCAUUUGUCAGGCUGGACACCUACUGGAGGGGCCGCCAGGACAUGUCCACGGGGGGGCAAUAGCCACUAUGAUUGAUACUGUGACAGGGACUCAUGCUACAAUAGUCUCUGGACCUGUUGUGACUGCCAACCUCAACAUCAACUACCGCAGGCCCAUCCCACUGGGAAGCACAGUGGUGCUUGAAUCCACUCUCGAUAAGAAGGAAGACAGAAAAACAUUUAUUACGUGUAAAGUGACCAGCAGCGAUGGCUCCAAACUGCACACAGACUCAACAGUGCUGUUCCUGUCAAUCAGUGUCAGCCACCUAGUACUGGGAGGGUGACACAAACAUACCAACCUGCCACCAACCAAGCAAGCUGAGGCCAACGAGUGAGUGUGUGCGUGUAAGUGGGUGUGUGAAUGUGUGAGUGUGUCAUUGGUUUGGAGCAUUUUUAGGGGUGUGUGUGUGUGUGUGUACUAAUUUGCAAUGUGAGUUAAAGCUGCAGUGGGUAG
This is a messenger RNA of Sebastes umbrosus (honeycomb rockfish), 1257 nucleotides long. It is a transcript of the gene them4, whose product is annotated as thioesterase superfamily member 4. The transcript is spliced from 6 exons. The coding region runs from base 335 to 1087 and encodes 250 amino acids. Lineage: Eukaryota; Metazoa; Chordata; Actinopteri; Perciformes; Sebastidae. The record is from RefSeq and is a predicted model, not a curated record.